CUCUUCUUCUUGGUCUUUCUACAUAUUCUGUUCUUUAAAGCUCUAGAGGCCUCUUCAUUGGUACUUUAUUUUCCAUCAUAGCAGAUCAACGUCCUCAGACCGGAUUUUUUAGCAGCACAAUAUGUAUUCAGUGCUCCGAUGACUUAUGUUACCAUGUAUGCUUGCUUGUGUGGCUCUCCCUUUAUCUAUUAUUUUCCCAGCUAGAGCCAAUAGCAUUUCUAUCCUUCUUACAGCAAAGGCGCGAUGGACUCCUCCGAGAAGGCCAAAGGAAAGGAGAAGGUGGAGACCAUGGAAGUGAGCGAAACCAUCAGUUCUGUUGGAGGGGAGGGUAACCCCAGUGCAGCAGGCGGCCUUUCCCCUGGCGAUAUCCUAGCUACGGACGUUUGGGCCGAAACAAUGCUGGAUAAAAUCAAAGUCCUUCAGAAGCCACCUAGUCACACUGCAUCCAAAAGCAUCAGCACAGCUCCUGCAAGCACUGAGGACCGUGACAAGAAGCUUUACGAGCCAAGGGCGGUGGCCAUCGGUCCCUACCACCGGAAGACGGAGAAUAAUUAUUUCAGAAUCACGGAUAAACACAAACUGUGGUGUGUGCAAGAAGUGAUCGGCUUUCACCCAAAAAAAGAAGAAGAAGAAGAAGUGAUCGGCGAUAGUUACAAACAAGACCUCGGUAAAUUCCUCGGUAAGAUGAAGGAGAGGGAAAGAGAUGCUGUGAAUUUUUAUCGUGAAUGUUAUGGGACAGACAAUAACUUCGGCAUGAAUUCCAAAAGUUUUCUGGAGAUGCUAAUGCUUGAUAGCUGCUUCAUCUUGUUUGCGCUUUCAUUGCAUUAUAAUCCUGUCAAGGUACUCCCUUUUGUGGGUGGCCUUGAAGAUGGACCAUGGGCACCACGUGAUAUAGUGGGGGCAUCGGAGCUUGUCAAGACUGACUUGCUGUUGCUCAACAGCCAAAUCCCUUUCUUUAUCCUUGAGGAUGUUUUCAAUAUGCAAAUUGCUAUUCACCCAAACGAAUAUAUUUACACUGAAGGCAAUGAAGGCCAACCCACAAUCAGAAAAGUUGCUCUCAAGUUUUUUGGUACUCUCGGUUUAGAAUGCAACGGUUCGAAUGACACAGAAACAGAGGAGGUUCAUCAUCUGCUUCAUUUGUACCACAUGUAUUUGAAGCCAACGAAGCAUCGUGCUGCAAGCCUUCCUGGAGAUACAUUUAUAAUUAUCAAUCCACGGCGAUAUCUCCCCAGCGCAACAGAGCUCCAACGAAAGUCCGCGGUGAAUUUUAAGGUGAAAAAAACGGUAGGUGUGCCACAAUGCGUGCUCGACGUAACGACGAGGAAAUCUGGAGAUAUCCAGGUGCCGGCAUUGGGCGUCUAUGACCAUACCAAUAUUCUCCUCCAUAAUCUAAUCAACUUUGAGCAGUCUCUUGGCAACAUGGACUCGUACAUCACAGCCUACGUCGCAUUCUUGAAUCACAUCGUGCAGAGAGAAGAAGACGUGGAGCUGCUUGAUACAAGAGGGGUGUUGGAGCACAGAUUGACCAGCCGUGCGGAGGUGGUCGCUGUCUUCAGGCAAUUACAUAAUGUGAUCGAUCAUUAUAAGACGCCCGGUUACUUGGCUAGCGUAUACGAGGAGGUGAAUGAUCGUUGCACCAGCAAGUGGCGCAGAAUCUAUGCCGAUGGGAAGCAACGUUAUUGCUCCAAUGUAUGGCUGAGCAUGUCGUUUGUUGCCGGCAUCGCUCUAUCAGUUCUCGCCCUCAUCCAGACCAUCUACGCCGUCGAGGGCUACAAGAGAAAAUGAAUGGCACCGCUGCUAGCUAGGAGCAGCGUUUGAUGUUAUGCUGAAUAAAUCGUGCAUGAAUGUAAUCCAUCGCGCAUGAUCCGUCCCACUUGUCUCAGCUGUAAUGUUCUUUCCUGUGUUAUAUAUAUUGUAAGCUGUCUGAUGUGUCUCCCCUAGAUUUCAGGGAUCCUCCCCCCAUCGGGGGAGACCAAGUUUUUUUCAUCUUCUUUUGGUGUAAUUACUAAUAAGUGUCGUGGUAGCUACUUGUGUGAAUUCUCCCCGUCAAUGUAAAUUAAGCUUGCAAGUGGAACUUUUUAAACCGUGUACCUAACUGCUUAAUAGUUUAUCUGUUGUAACUGAUGCUGGAACUAAUGAUAUAUGCAGUA
Phoenix dactylifera (date palm) is the source of this 2150-nucleotide messenger RNA. Lineage: Eukaryota; Viridiplantae; Streptophyta; Magnoliopsida; Arecales; Arecaceae. The record is from RefSeq and is a predicted model, not a curated record.